Aspergillus terreus NIH2624 is the source of this 2037-nucleotide messenger RNA. RefSeq names its product anaphase promoting complex subunit CDC23. Lineage: Eukaryota; Fungi; Ascomycota; Eurotiomycetes; Eurotiales; Aspergillaceae. Gene Ontology annotation, molecular function: protein binding. Gene Ontology annotation, biological process: cell division. The transcript is spliced from 3 exons. The coding region runs from base 1 to 2037 and encodes 678 amino acids. Gene Ontology annotation, cellular component: anaphase-promoting complex. The record is from RefSeq and is a predicted model, not a curated record.
AUGCCGCCCCAAUUCACCCAAGACAACAUCCAGGAACUCAAGUUCCGUUUGGAGGAUGCCGCGAUCAAGUGCUCCGAACGAUGCCUCUAUCAGUCCGCCAAAUGGGCCGCCGAGAUGCUGGACUCGGUCGUGCAACUCGAUCAGUACGAUACGGACCCCGAAUCUCCAAUGGAUAUCACCGAAAGCCCCCCGGUGCCGGUGAACCCGUACUUGCGAACCCAGGAUCCCUCCGAAGCUUUGCUCGAAGCUCAAGAAUCGCACAAAUACCUUCUCGCGAAGUCGUAUUUUGACACGCGCGAGUAUGAUCGUUGCGCCGCUGUGUUCCUCCCUCCCACUAUUCCUCCCAUUCCCCUGUCGACAACAGCGUCGAUAAAAACGCCAAAAGUCCCAAAAUCGUCGACCCCGCAGAAAGGGAAGAAGAGGUCAUCUGGUGUGACCGAGCAGGGCGGAGCCCGGAACCCGUACCCCCGACUCAGUCAGAAAUCCCUGUUCCUCGCAUUAUACGCCAGGUAUCUGGCGGGAGAAAAGCGGAAGGAUGAGGAGACGGAAAUGGUACUGGGGCCGGCGGACGGGGGCACGACUGUCAACAAGGAACUGCCGGGUCUGGCGCGUGGUUUAGAGGGCUGGUUCGCGGAGCAGCAGGAGAAGGGCUUGGAAGAUCGCAGUCACGGCUGGCUGGAGUAUCUCUAUGGCGUCGUGCUUCUUAAGGGUCGGAAUGAAGAGGAGGCUAAGAAAUGGCUCAUUCGAAGCGUUCAUCUGAACCCUUUCCACUGGGGCGCUUGGCAGGAACUCAAUGACCUGCUUGGAAGCACUGAAGACUUGAAACAAGUCCUCCGCCUUCUCCCCGAGAACGUCAUGACCCUGAUCUUCCAUGUAUAUUGCAGCCAGGAGCUGUACCAGGCCACCGAUGACACCUACCAAACACUAUCCGAGCUUGACUCGAUAUUUCCCACCAGCGCGUUCCUCAAGACACAGAGAGCACUGCUAUUCUACCACUCAAAAGACUUCGAAUCCGCAUCAGACAUUUUCACCGAAAUCCUCGUCACCCACCCCCACCGCCUAGACAGUCUCGAUCACUACUCGAACAUUCUCUACGUCAUGGGUGCGCGGCCCCAGCUCGCAUUUGUAGCCCAAGUCGCAACCGCCACCGACAAGUUCCGCCCGGAAACCUGCUGUGUCGUCGGAAACUACUACUCGCUCAAGUCCGAGCACGAAAAAGCGGUGAUGUACUUCCGCCGCGCACUCACACUGGAUCGCAACUUCCUCUCUGCCUGGAUCCUCAUGGGGCAUGAAUAUGUCGAGAUGAAGAACACGCACGCCGCGAUUGAAUCCUAUCGCCGCGCCGUCGAUCUCAACCGCAAGGACUGUCGCGCGUGGUACGGCCUCGGUCAAGCCUACGAAGUCCUCGACAUGUCCUUCUACGCCCUGUUCUACUACCAACGUGCUGCUGCCUUGCGCCCCUACGAUCCCAAGAUGUGGCAGGCCGUCGGCACCUGUUACGCUGAAAUGGGUCGCAUCGAGCAGAGCAUUAAGGCAUUGAAGCGGGCCCUCGUCGCGGGGGCAUAUUAUGCCGACGACGCAUCGCAGACCGGCGGGGCCGCCCGCAAGAUCCUCGACCCGGAGACUCUCCAUCAGAUCGCAACUCUGUACGAGCGGCUCGGUGACGAGGAAGAGGCUGCCGCCUACAUGGAACUCACUCUUCAACAGGAGUCAGGGCAGAUGCCCGUGGAAGACGAGGAGUCCUCGGAUAAUGAAAACGAUGACGGUCAAUCGGAAGGCGGGGACACUCAGCGCGGGUCGCGGCAGGGUAAAUCCUCGUUCAACCAACAGGAAGAGGAGGAGGUAAGCUGGCAUGGCACUGGUGUAACAACGACGACUUCGAAAGCGCGGCUCUGGCUGGCUCGUUGGUCGCUCCGUAAUGGGGACCUCGAACGUGCGGAUCAGUUGGCCGGUGAGUUAUGCCAGGACGGUGUGGAGGUGGAAGAAGCGAAGGCAUUGAUGAGGGAUGUCCGGGCCAGGAGGGAGGGCGAUGAGUAG